AUGGAAAGCAUAUUUGGAAGAAGACAACCUUACAUCGAUCCUGUUAUUGAGGAAUCGGAGGAGGAAAAUUUCAAAGAAAAAGAUGAGAAAGAGGUGAUAUCUGAUGUUGAUCAGGAGCUUGGAAUUAUUAAUGAUGAUGAUGAUGAUGAUGAUGAUGAUGAUGAUGAAGGGGAUUUGGAUGACGAUGAUGAGGAUAUUGAUGAACUUCUUGGUGAAGAUUCACGUUCCAGUGGUUUGAUUCCAUGGCAGCCUGUUGUGGUGAAGAAUGCCAGACCUCCACAUCCCUUGACUGUCACUCAUGUUAAUCAAACAAUUGACUUGAUGGGCCUCAAAAAUGCUGAGUCAGUUACUGCCUCUGAGCUUCAGACAUCAGAGGAAUGGCUGAAGUUUCACAGCCUUGAAUAUCUACAACUCACACUCAAGGACCUGGUGGACAAAGGAAAAGUUGGGAAUUUACAGCCAGACCACAGGACUGGGAAGCCAUCACAACAUAUACAGUUUGAGGCCUAUGAUGUCAAUGAAUUUGAGUAUCGUCUUAACACGUCCAUAGAGAUGUACACAAAACGAAUAAAGUGGCUCCUACAAGGAAGUAAAAGGGUGUUUGGUAACAUUAGAGGAAAGCGUGUUGCAGUCUUGGUGGACAACUCAGAUGCCAAUGCUGGAUUCGGAAGAUUGACAACUUUCCAGGAAUCUAUGAUUCACAUGUUGGAUGAGCAGCUUUCCACAAGGACAGCGAUUUACCUGAUGUCAUUUGGUACUGAUAUUGAUCCUCUUUGGCCAGUCUCACGUGAUGUCAAUUGUAGGAUUAUUGAGGAGGCCAAGGAAUGGGUGAUGAGAAUGAAGGCAUCAGGUGGCUGUAAUCUACUGAAGGCCAUGAAACAUGUGAUGAAUAUCCAGGAUAUUGACUCUGUUGUUAUCAUUCUCGGCAGUGUACCAGACCAAAGUUCGGAGAUAUUGUGUGACUAUAUCCAUCAGAUGGGCGUUGGUGAGGAGAGACCUCUCCAGACAGUGGCCUAUGACUGCAGUAACCAUCUUACUAAUAUUACUCUGAGGCACCUAUCAGAUGCAUCUGGAGGAAGUUACCAUUGCUAUACUGCAAGCUGUGAGGAGCAAAUCUACACCGGUACAGAAAUCAGUGUGAUUCUGAAGGAGAUACAGAAAUGUCAGGAUGUUAUCAACAAGAUCAAAGAGAUGCGCAAUGGUAUGAUGGGUAGUGCACUCAUCAGCAUCAUGAAUGAGAUCACCACAGAAGUUGCCAAACUGCCCCAGUCUCGGUUCCUGCCCCGUCCUCCAGGUCAUGAUCUGCCAUUACGUAUAGAAAUGCCAAAAUUCCAGCCCAGAACUUCUAUCAACUGGAUCCUGCAACAUGGACUUAAAGCCAAGCGUUUAGACCUGUACCAAGUCCUGGCUCCUAAUGCCUACUCGUACAAGGAGGAAUUCAUCCCUGUCAUCAAAAAGGCUGUUCAGUCCCAAGUCCAUGAGAAAGCCAUGGUACAGUUCCAGUGGCAUGAUGGGUCCAUGAAGAACAUCCAUGUCGAUAUGACUCACCUUUUUGAAUACCAGAAACAACUCCAUGAAGUAGUUGGUCUGUACGAGCGCCGAAUCAACUGGCUAGCCUGUGGCAGCAGAAGGAUUUUUGGGACAGUUACUGAGAAAAAUGUAGUGAUCCUGGUGGACCUGUCCGUGUCUAAUGUUAACUACCUGGUACAUAUCCAACACUCACUUAGGCUACUGCUGGAGCAGCAACUCGCCAACAAAAACUUCUUCAACAUUAUAGCAUUUGGAAGUAAAGCAGUGGGUUGGCGUCCUAUCAUGAUGAAACCAACAGCUGAGAAUCUUCAGGACGCUUGGAGGUGGGUACUGGACCUACAGUGUGGAGGCAGUAGGAACUUCUUGUCAGCAUUUAAACUGGCCAUGGAGAAUGAGCAGGAAGCCAGUCACCACAUUGAGCCGGAGGGUAUAUAUCUGUUUACCAGUGGAGUGCCUGAUCAAACCCUUGAUGUGGCUUCAUCAUUCAUUGAACAAUCCACAUCAGGCAAGAAUGUCAAAUUGCAUGUGGUCCUCUUUAACGUGGAUGACUAUAACUCCAAUGGAGCCAUUCCUGGUCGCUAUGCUAAUAUCACACGUACGUCGGAGGUUCUGAGGAACAUGGCACACUGCAGUAAUGGAAGAUUCCAUUGGUUCAGAGAAACAGGUAUCAUUGAGAACGAUGACAUCCAACACAUUACAGCUGAGAUAGACAAGGCACUCAACUUCUCCAGAAAGGUCCAGAUGUUAGUGGAGUCUGUCAAAAAGAAGUACAGGGACAGAUAUCACCACCAAUACCUAGACCAGAUAAAGGCACUACCAGCUCCUGAGUUUUCACAUCUAAAAAAUCGUGCCUUACCAGCACCAAGGCUUCCCAGUGAGCCGACUAAAUCGAGGAGUUCACGUACCGACUAUGAGAAGGAGACCAUGACAUCAUUACGCCUACAGCGACCAACAAGUGCUACAACAGCCCGGGAGGCAUCAGUUCGAACAUCAACCAAAGAACGACCUAUCUCAGCCAAGGAUCCCAUGGCACGAGUCAAAACUAAGAAAGUAGCAACUUCAAGCUUUUUCUUGGACAACAAUAAAGGCCAAACUGGGGAUGGAACAGGCACUGUGUUCAGGAAAUACCCAGCCAUGAAAUCUGUAAGGAGAGGUGUGGUAGAUGUUAACAUCCCAGACCAUGAGGAUGUCCAAACAUCCAAGGAGUGGUUGAGACUGUACAGCUUGUCAAAGCUCAAACUUGACCUCAACCGACUGGUGUCUGGACCUGACUGUAAACACAAGGAGAACAGUGUGAAAAGUCUCCACAAAAACGUCUCUGCAAAGUAUUGUGACAUUUUCCCUACAGUGAAUGUUAAAGGCACAAUAAAACAUCUUCAGCUGCUUCCACAUGAGUUAAAGGACUAUGAAGCACAGACUGAGAAAGUUUUGCGCCGUUAUCUAAAACGUCUACAAUGGCUCCUAAGUGGAAGUCGUCGGGUGUUUGGGACGUUGAUCCACAAAAAGUGUGUGAUUCUAAUUGACACCUCUGGAUCAAUGGACCCCUACAUGAAUGAGCUGAAGAAGGAAGUAGCUGCUCUGAUCUGGGAUCAGUUGUACAGACUGGGGGCAAGGUUCAAUCUUAUGAGGUUUUCUGGCGACUGUGAGGUCUGGAGUAGGAGUAUACAGCAUGCAACACAGGAACACUGUCACAGUGCUGUAAACUGGACAUCCAGACUGACUGCUGGUGGUAACACCUGUACAUUAGAGGCUCUUAGGCUAGCUUUCCAGGACCCUGAGAUUGAAGCCAUUUAUAUGUUGACGGAUGGUAAACCUGACUCUAGUACCACGCUUGUGUUGCGAGAAGUGGGAGAGAUGAACAUUAACAGGAAUGUACAAAUCAACACCAUCUCUUUCAACUGUGCAGACAGCACGGCCAAUAAUUUCCUACGAAUGUUGAGCAAGGAGACAGGUGGUCGAUUCCAUAAGAUUCAGAGCGACUUUGAUGCACAGCUGUUUGCUCACAAACUCUUGACAGAAGGCUUCACUGACACAGAGUAUCCCCACCUGCCUGAGUUUGAGGGCGAUGAUCUACGCAGACUAGGAGCAGAAAUAGCAAUGGCUCGACGCUUCCUGGCACAAUCUAGGCAAUACAGAGCACUUUACCAGUCUAAAGUAGCACAGACUGAUAAGACAGCCAAUAGUAAGCCCACAGUGACACCAUUUGUGGUUGGAAAACCUAAAACGGCCACCCGGUAA
This is a messenger RNA of Ylistrum balloti, 3768 nucleotides long. Its product is annotated as von Willebrand factor A domain-containing protein 3A-like. The transcript is spliced from 32 exons. Bases 1 to 3768 code for a protein of 1255 amino acids. The record is from RefSeq and is a predicted model, not a curated record. Lineage: Eukaryota; Metazoa; Mollusca; Bivalvia; Pectinida; Pectinidae.